ACCAAGCCGCGAAGCUCCUAGAAAGGAUGUUCCAUAAGACAACCAAAUCGUUGGCUAAACAACUGGACCCAGAAGGAGACUUGAUCCCAGUCCGCUGCCUUGUAGACCAGAACCAUUUCAGACCUCUGUGCCUAGUUCAAAAGAAGAGCAAGGUCCCAUGGUGGCAGAAGGACCGUUACCAUAAAACCGGCUACAGCCUACUUGAUGUCCUCUUGCCAGAAGAGCAUGCUUCACAACCAGAUAUCAAAGAUGAAGAACCAGUCACUAUUGUGGACCACAUGGAUGGGAGACUAGAGGGGGACCUGACUGCGCCUUCUGACCUGGCAAUCUUGGAAAUUAAGAGCAGCGCCAGCAUGUCUCAUGCGAGGUCUGUGAAAGUGAAAAAGCGGCACAUCGAUGCCCAAGUUCUUGAUUCUCUAAAUGUAAACAGCAAAAUCAACUUGGAUCACCCGCUUAUUAAUCAAUCGGAGAAGCUCCAGAGGGAUCUGUAUAUCAUCAGUGAGACAGUAGAGACUGUUGAAGCGGCCGAGUUUAGAGACUCCAGCAAAACAGAAGGCAGCAUCCUCACUGAACUCCGCCUCAAAGCGAAAUUUACGGGUCUCAGAGACAGCAAGAAAGCAGUCAUCGUUCCCAAGGCCUGCACUCUGGCGUUCAGAGUCAAACGAUUACUAAUCAGAGAAGGAGCCUUGAGCAUUUUGAUCUUUCCAGAUGACCCAAGACAAACUUUUUUUUCAAGCAAGGAUAAAUAUCAAGCUGAUGCAGGAAUGAGAUUUGGGGGAAGCAAGAAAGUAAACCAGCUGAUGGAAAUUAAACAGGAAUGCGUGCCACUGCUUUCACUGUCCACCGAUCUGUGCGGCAAGUUUUUCAACGGCUUUUUGGUUGUAAUCAGAAAUAGCGACCUUUUGCAAGAACUAGAACUCCAGCUGGAGCAGGCUCUCGACGGGAUUAAUCCAAUCAAGCUGAAGACUAGCAGACCAGAGCUGAAAGAACUGGUGGACAAUUUACAAGAUCCCGACGGCGCCAUUUGUUCUGAAGUUGCUGAAUCGGUCCUGUACUUUCUUCAAGCUUUGGAUGAAUUGUCAGAAUCUGAGAUGUUGCUUCUGGAAGAAUCUGUGGAGAGGAAAAUUGUGCCCAAGCAGACAGCACUGGUACAAUCCAUCCUAGAAGAAAAAGCCAGCGAUAAAGAAGGGAAGCUUAUUGUAGAAACACGGAAAGUCUCUCAUUUGAUUGAAGACGAGCUGGACAUAACUGAGGCUAUGAUCAAGUUAUGUGGACUGACGAUCGAAAGAAGCGGAGCUGGUCUUCUUGUGACUGGAAACCCUGAUGCUUUUUUAGCUCUCACUGCGUUGUAUGUUGCUCUGUUUGUUCUGAAAAAUUUAUCUGAAUGAGAGGAUGGCUGAUAUUUCAGUUGAACACGUCCCAUGAAACACAUUUUUAUU
Molecule: messenger RNA, 1439 nt
Organism: Heteronotia binoei (common prickly gecko)
Lineage: Eukaryota; Metazoa; Chordata; Lepidosauria; Squamata; Gekkonidae
Gene: GSDMA
Product: gasdermin A
Exons: 10
Coding region: 27-1388 (453 amino acids)
Biological process (GO): pyroptotic inflammatory response; defense response to bacterium
Molecular function (GO): phosphatidylinositol-4-phosphate binding; phosphatidylserine binding; phosphatidylinositol-4,5-bisphosphate binding
Source: RefSeq, a predicted model, not a curated record